AUGCCGUCUGUAGGACUUAUAACAUACGACAUCACCCCCGUACAAGGUGCAUUGGCUAAUGCGUUCCUAAUUUUGAUCAACAGCUUGUUCUUCAAUAUAAAAUUUAUCGGCCAUCUGAGUCAAUACCCCGAGGAUAGUGCUCCUAAGUUGGUCAAUGAAGACAUAGCGGUGUUUGAUUUUAUUAUUGUUGGCGCUAGUGCCGCGGGGUGUACUCUUGCAAAUCGACUAUCGGAACAGGAAUAUUGGAGUGUGCUUCUUAUCGAGGCUGGAGAUUAUCCACAACGAACCACUGCAGUUCCUGCAUUUUACCCGACAUUCGCCCCAUCUGGAUCCGAUAUAUGGCAAUAUGUUCUCAAGAAAGAUAGAACAGUUUGUACUGGCUAUGAAGACAAAAAAUGUCGUAUGUAUAGGGGUAAACUAGUCGGAGGUACUAGUGCCAUAAAUAAUAUGCAUUAUUUGAGAGGUGUUUACGAAGAUGAUAACAAAACCGACAUUCUCUAUGAAAGCAUAGAAAACUACGCUGACGCACCCAAAAAGAAAACAAAUGUUCCAAAAGGAGAAAUUCACCUGGAAAAAGUUUUACAAAAUAAUACAGCUUUGAGGGGAACUUUGAUUGCGGCCUACCACGAAUUGGGACUCAGUGAAGCUCACGAAAAAUCUUUGUUGGGUGUCAGACAUGUUCCUUUAACUAUAAAAGACGGCGAAAGACACCACAUGGCCAGAGCCUUUUUGACGCCGCUCAAAAUUCGUUCGAAUUUCUUCCUUGCUAAGAACACUUUGGUUCAAGGAAUUGUUAUGAACGAUCCUCUAGACAAAAGGGUAAAAGGUGUAAAUGUAUCUCUCGAUAAUCAUAAUUUUUUUGUGCAAGCUCGUAAAGAACUUAUUCUAACAGCCGGACCUAUAAAUAACGCCAAAUUACUAUUGCUAAGUGGCAUAGGCCCAAGAGAUUACUUACUUAAAAGAAAAAUUCCGCUUGUACUAAACAUGCCUGGCGUUGGCAAGAAUUUGAAAUUCCAUUUGGCAGUGCCACUAUUUUUUACAUCAAACUUAAAUGAGGAUCAAACAGAAACUGAUUUUAUUCAAGACACUUUCAAUUACGUUAUGUAUCGUAUUGGCAAUUUUUCACAUACUGGUAUAAACGAUCUAGUAGCAUUUAUGUCCACGGAACCCUAUCCUAAUAUACCAAACAUAGCUGUAUUUCAUAACUAUUUCAAAAUAGGCGACAGAAUGUUAAAAAUAUGGUUGGAGGGACUGUCUUUAGACCCAAAAAUUGUUACAAACAUCAUGAAAGCGAAUGAAAAACAAGUAAUUAUAAUGCUAACUUUGACGUUGUUAAGACCGCAGUCAACUGGUGAAGUGAAGCUCAAUGAUACUCAUUUUCAUGGCAGCCCCAACAUCGAAGGACAUUUCUUUAGUGAUCCAAUUGGAAGUGAUUUAUUAGCCUUAACCAAUGCUUUCAGUCGAGUCAACAAACUACAAGACAGUCCAACAUUUCAACAACUCAACAUUGAAUUUAUGGAUAUAGUUGUUCCGGAUUGUAGAAACUACGCGUUUUGUAGUAUCCACUAUGUCAAGUGCUACAUUAAAAGUAUGGUCUAUCCCACGUCGGAUAUAGCAGGGUCACUGAAAAGAGGUCCGGAAUGUGACAGUAGUGCCGUAGUAAAGGCAGAUUUUGAAGUUAGGUACAUCAGAUGUUUGCGAGUAUGCGAUUCCAGUAUCCUACCGCAUCCGGGAUUGAGUAAUACGGUGGCGUCGGAUGCGGCUAUGGCUGUUAAGCUGAAUGAAAUUUUGAAGGAAAAAUGGAUUAAGAAUUAUGUUAAGAAUUUCACCGAGCCAUAA
Molecule: messenger RNA, 1839 nt
Organism: Ceutorhynchus assimilis (cabbage seed weevil)
Lineage: Eukaryota; Metazoa; Arthropoda; Insecta; Coleoptera; Curculionidae
Source: the annotation of a GenBank genome assembly